UCUCCUAACAUGUGGACAGAGUAAGCAGAAUCUCUGUUGGUGGAACUCCUCCAAUGGUAGCGUUUUCUCCUUCUCUACUUUUGUUGUUGCAUUCACUAAGAGCUCACAACCAACUGGCUAUGAAUUGCUUUUGUCAUCUCACCUUCAAAAGAUCUGCCUGGAGCCAUGCAUAAACAAUUUUUCGGUUUGUUCAAUAUCACCAACAUUAACAAUCCAGACAAUCAUGUUGUUGCCAUCGAGCUGGACACAAUCCGGAACCCCGAAUUCAGUGAUAUCAACGACAAACAUAUUGGAAUCGAUUUUAAUGGAUUAAUCUCCAGCUUAUCUGCUCCAGUAGCAUAUUUUUUGGAACCUUCUGAAGAUGGCUUGCAUCGUCUAUUUGAACAAUUCUGAUUAUGAUGACAAAACCCAUCUUCCGGCCAUCGUCUCCAGCAUCUUAUGAAGGUUCUCCAUCAUCAAGUUAGUGCUUGUGCUAGCUUUCUCGAUUCUAGCAAGCUCUCUUUGACUGUGUGUGUACUGGGAUUCUUCUUGAACUCUACGAGAGCUUUAUGAAAGACGAAGAGCAGAGCCCCUAGCAAAGUCACAGUUGGCCAUUGAUAGAAUAUUGUUGAUGCCAUUUAUUUCCGCCUAGUAGGAGGUAGAGGAGCUAUUGCGUCCGCAAAGAAGAAUUCUGCUUGAAAACGGAGGAGUUGGGGUUGCUGGAGAGGAACGGAAACAGAAACUAGGGCAUAAAUGGCAUAAAUGGGGUGUUUGAAAGGAGAUGGAGUGGAUUUAAAGUUUUAGACAAUUUGUUAAAUAAGGUAUUUUAAGAAUUUUAAGAAAGUAAUCAAUAACGUGAUGUUACAUGUGGGCCCAUCUUGUCUGUCAGGCGAAGAAUUUCAAGAGUUGCAUUUAGUCGUUGUUGACAGCGUGUCAGCGUCUUCGUAAUUUUGAGACAAAUAAAACUGUCAGUUACAAUUCCGCCUCGUUUGGACUUGGACAUUCCACCACCCUUGGCCUUGGGCCCUUGGCACCUGGCUUUUCACUCGCAGAAAAUCCCUUCUAGCUUUCGUCGGUUUUUCUUUUCUUCUCUGAAAAUGCAAAGGGAAUUUGAAUAACUGUUCACAAAGUAGUGAAUCAAGAUUCAUAUCUCCUUUCCGUUCUUCUCUCUUCAUUCCGUUGAAAAAGGAAGGUUGGAGAAGCACAGUCUCAGUCAUGGCUUCUAAUGUGUUAGUUGAAGCUGACAACGGCAGAGGUGGAGCAGAAGAAGCUAGCUUAUAUGGCUUUGAAGAAAUUAGGGUUUCGCAUCGGUUUGAUAGCAAUGCAUGGUUGAGUUCCUUCCAAAGCAGAUUACAUUCGUCAAGACCAAGGAGCAGACAGAGCUUGCCAAGAAAUCCUACUGCCUUUCCAGGUUUCGAUUUCGGACCAGGCUAUAGGUCCUGCCAUGGAAAAUUCUCUAACUUUCAAAGAUCCGGCUCUUUUCAGUCUCUCUUCAGUUCCUUCGAUUUUAGUGAAUGGUGGAAGCGGAAGCCAUGGACUAGUUGGAAUGUUAUAGGCUUUUUCUCGAGACAGGAGCAACAUCAGCAGCUGCAGCUGCACCAAAUAGUGAAGGGGAAGGCUGGGGGAGUGUGGUAUUGGAAGCGAAUGAGGAUUCUUGUUGUUAUAACUGCACUGGUGGGGUGUGUUUGCCUGAUGAACUGGUUGUUGCUUUCGCGUCUUCAACAUACAGUUAUCAGUCCCAGAGAUGGGUUCGUAAAUAGAAAUUCAUCCUCUGUUCGUGUAAAAUGGAACAAGUUUGGUAAAGGCAAGAGGACACAUGGAAUUAGAUAUGCUAGAAUGAUGGCCUUGGCUGCCCAUGCUUUAGUAGAGGGAGAGGACAAACCUGAGCCUAAUGAUUUAUGGGAAGAACCACAACUUGCCAAUUUCUCUUGGAUACCUUGUGCUCAUCAACGCAACCGGGAGCCUUCUGAGGGGAAUAACGGAUACAUUCUUGUCAGUGCAAAUGGUGGAAUUAACCAGCAGCGAAUAGCUGUAUGUAAUGCUGUUGCAGUUGCCCGGUUACUUAAUUCGACUCUUGUCCUUCCAAAUUUUUUGCAGAGUGGCGUUUGGAGAGAUAAGAGCCAAUUUGGCGAUAUCUAUCAGGAGAAGCAUUUUAUCAACUACUUGAAGCCUGAUAUUCGGAUUGUGAAGAAACUACCUGUGGAACUACGAUCAUUGGAUUUGGAGGCAAUUGGUAGCCUUGUGACAGAUGAUGACAUAAUGAAAGAAGCCAAACCAGUUUUUUUCUUGGAAAACAUUCUUCCAAUACUACACCAGAAUGGAGUUGUCCAUCUUUUUGGGUUUGGGCAUCGUUUGGCAUUUGACCCAAUACCAUUUCAGUUGCAGAGACUUCGAUGCAGAUGCAACUUUCAUGCACUCCAAUUUAUCCCCAAAAUUCAACAAACUGGUGCUUUGCUUAUUCAGAGGAUACGUCAGUAUAUACCUAGUCAAGGUUCAUUGGAUACAAAUCUGGUUGGUCCAUUUGUGGAGGAACCAAAUCUGAAAGGGCAAAUGGAUUUUUCUGUAAAAAAUUCCAGAUAUUUAGCUCUACACAUGAGAUUCGAAAUUGACAUGGUAGCUCAUUCUUUAUGUGAUUUUGGUGGUGGUGAAAAAGAGAAAAAAGAGUUGGAAGCAUUUCGCAAGAACCAUUUCCCAGCACUGGCACAUCGUGAAAAGACCCACAAGCUACCUUCUGCUGCAGCCCUCCGUUCAGAGGGCCAGUGUCCACUAACACCUGAAGAGGCAGUACUUAUGUUUGCUGCUCUUGGUUUCAGUCGGAAGACACGUAUAUAUGUAGCAGGAGCACAAAUUUAUGGCGGGAAGUCCAGUCUGGCUGCCUUGACUGUCUUAUAUCCCAAUUUGGUUACUAAAGAAGAUUUGCUUUCAUCAUCUGAAAUUGAACCAUUUAAGAACUUCUCAUCACAGUUAGCAGCACUGGACUUCAUAGCUUGUGCGGCAGCUGAUGCAUUUUCCAUGACGGACUCUGGGAGUCAACUUUCAUCAUUGGUUUCAGGCUAUCGGAUAUACUUUGGUGAUGGGAGAAUGCCAACAAUAAGGCCAAACAAGCGCCGGCUUGCUAAUAUAUUCCUGAAGAACUCUACAAUUGAAUGGAAGAUGUUCGAGAAAAGAGUAAGAAAAGCAGUCAAGCAAACCAAGCAGGCUCACGAGAGACCUGUUGCAAGGAGCGUUUACAGACAUCCUCGCUGCAAGGAGUGUAUGUGCACUAGAGAUUAGUUUGCAGGAUUUAGCAGGAAAUUGGGUCUGCGUUAAUUAAAUUUUUGUAACAUUCAUUUUGUUUCAUUAUUAAGGCUGCGUUUGGAAACGAUGCAAAUAUGUAGAGUG
This is a messenger RNA of Nelumbo nucifera (sacred lotus), 3360 nucleotides long. Its product is annotated as O-fucosyltransferase 2. The record is from RefSeq and is a predicted model, not a curated record. NCBI's taxonomy places the organism in Eukaryota, Viridiplantae, Streptophyta, Magnoliopsida, Proteales, Nelumbonaceae.